This is a messenger RNA of Pistacia vera, 698 nucleotides long. RefSeq names its product sm-like protein LSM7. Gene Ontology annotation, molecular function: RNA binding. Gene Ontology annotation, cellular component: U2-type prespliceosome; catalytic step 2 spliceosome; U6 snRNP. The record is from RefSeq and is a predicted model, not a curated record. The transcript is spliced from 7 exons. The coding region runs from base 177 to 476 and encodes 99 amino acids. Gene Ontology annotation, biological process: nuclear-transcribed mRNA catabolic process; mRNA splicing, via spliceosome. Lineage: Eukaryota; Viridiplantae; Streptophyta; Magnoliopsida; Sapindales; Anacardiaceae.
UGAAGCCCAGAUCCAUAUCAAGGUCUCUCUUACUCCCUUUACUACCUUCUAUCUCGCGCAUUGCCUCUGCAAAACUUAAUCGUUAAUCGCAGAGAGGGAAACAAAGAGGGCGCCUUAGAGUUUCUUUAAGCGAGUUUUAGCAGAGGAGUAGCUGCAAAACCUUCAGGGAGGAUAAGAUGUCAGGAAGGAAAGAAACGGUUUUGGAUUUGGCCAAGUUUGUAGAUAAAGGUGUUCAAGUCAAGCUCACUGGUGGAAGACAAGUGACAGGGACUCUGAAAGGGUAUGAUCAAUUGCUAAAUCUUGUCCUGGAUGAAGCUAUUGAGUUUCUUAGAGAUCCUGAUGAUCCAUUGAAGACUACUGAUCAAACCAGGCAACUUGGCCUAAUAGUGUGUAGGGGAACUGCUGUGAUGCUUGUGUCGCCAACUGAUGGUACAGAUGAGAUUUCCAACCCUUUCGUCCAGCCGGAUGGGGCCUAAAUCUAUCUUACAUCUGUUUUCCUUCCCAAACCGCUAACUUUGAAUCUGUAUGCCCUUUUAUGCUUGUUUGCCACACUUUUUUUUAAAGUUGGCUUAUUGCAAAAUAGAUAGUUAUUAUAAUAUUGGUAUUAGCCUACUCUUAGCACCUGAGCCUGGCUACUCUAUGAACUAAUGUGUUAAAAUUGUCUAUCUCACUCUGUUCAUCUCCAUUGAUGCUCCUCG